Messenger RNA from Canis lupus familiaris (dog), 2760 nucleotides. It is a transcript of the gene SLC35D3, whose product is annotated as solute carrier family 35 member D3. Gene Ontology annotation, molecular function: antiporter activity. Gene Ontology annotation, cellular component: Golgi apparatus. NCBI's taxonomy places the organism in Eukaryota, Metazoa, Chordata, Mammalia, Carnivora, Canidae. The record is from RefSeq and is a predicted model, not a curated record. The transcript has 2 exons. The coding region runs from base 31 to 1302 and encodes 423 amino acids.
GCCGCCAGCCGGGGCGGCGCGGCCGGCGCGAUGCGGCAGCUGUGCCGGGGCCGCGUGCUGGGCAUCUCCGUGGCUAUCGCGCACGGGGUCUUCUCGGGCUCCCUCAACAUCCUCCUCAAGUUCCUCAUCAGCCGCUACCAGUUCUCCUUCCUGACCCUGGUGCAGUGCCUGACCAGCUCCACGGCGGCGCUGAGCCUGGAGCUGCUGCGGCGCCUGGGGCUCAUCGCCGUGCCCCCCUUCGGCCUGAGCCUGGCGCGCUCCUUCGCGGGGGUCGCAGUGCUCUCCACGCUGCAGUCCAGCCUCACGCUCUGGUCCCUGCGCGGCCUCAGCCUGCCCAUGUACGUGGUCUUCAAGCGCUGCCUGCCCCUGGUCACCAUGCUCAUCGGCGUUCUGGUGCUCAAGAACGGCGCGCCCUCGCCCGGGGUGCUGGCGGCCGUGCUCAUCACCACCUGCGGCGCCGCCCUGGCAGGAGCCGGCGACCUGACCGGCGACCCCAUCGGGUACGUGGCGGGCGUGCUGGCCGUCCUGGUGCACGCCGCCUACCUGGUGCUCAUCCAGAAGGCCAGCGCCGACACGGAGCACGGGCCGCUCACCGCGCAGUACGUCAUCGCCGUGUCGGCCACCCCGCUGCUGGUCGUCUUCUCCUUCGCCAGCACCGACUCUGUCCGCGCCUGGGCCUUCCCGGGCUGGAGGGACCCGGCCAUGGUCUGCAUCUUCGUGGCCUGCAUCUUGAUCGGCUGCGCCAUGAACUUCACCACCCUGCACUGCACCUACAUCAACUCGGCCGUGACCACCAGCUUCGUGGGCGUGGUGAAGAGCAUCGCCACCAUCACGGUGGGCAUGGUGGCCUUCAGCGACGUGGAGCCCACCUCUCUGUUCAUUGCCGGCGUGGUGGUGAACACCCUGGGCUCCAUCAUUUACUGCGUGGCCAAAUUCUUGGAGACCAGAAAGCAAAGCAACUACGAGGACCUAGAGACGCAGCCCCGGGGGGAGGAGGCGCAGCCAGGUGGAGAUCAGCGGCCCUUCGUCAUGGAGGAGCUGCCCGCGGAGGAUGGAGACGGCGGCGGGUCACAAGGUGGCAAGGGAGCAGGUGGCUUCACUCCCAAGAGUGGGCAGGAGGCAAGGGGCAGCCCCAGAGGAGGCCCGCGGGCGGCUAGGAGUUCGCAGGUCACGGACGGCCCCCAGGAAGUGAGCAAGAGGUCACUGAAGGAUGCUUACCUCGAAGUGUGGAGACUGGUUAGGGGAACCAAGUACGUGAAGAAAGAUUAUUUGAUAGAUAACGAGGAGUUACCCAGUCCCUGAAAAGGAAAUGCAUGUAUGUAUAUAUGUACAUACACUUGUUUUAUAUGUUAGAGAUGACGUAUUUUGAUGAGGGGCCACACGAUUUUAUUCUUUGAGGAGUGGGGAAGGGAAGCAAAGAAGGAAGCUGGGCUGACAGCCACAGAAUUAGCACCUGUGUGAAUUAUUCAGCGUGAUUUUCCCUGAGGCGUGGCAGAGACAAACAAAUGUGAAGGUGCUUAGGGAAGGGAAUUUUAUGUCUUUGUUACCAUAACCAAAUGUCUGCAUGUACUAAGAGUUCCUCUACCCAGCCCCUCCAGAGAGGGAGUACAGACAGGAUGACCGCACUUAAUAAGCUCAACGAGGACAUACCCCGGUGCAUCUUCAGUGAUAGCUACGACUACAGAUCUUAUGGCCAGCUGAGCAAGAGUAUCUUAUUGAAAUCAUAUAUAUAUAUAUACACACACACACACACACAUAUAUAUGUAUAUAUGUGCAUAUAAUAUAUGUAUGUGGGCAUAUACACAUAUAUACACACAUCUAUAUACUGAAUUGAUGUUUACUGUUUCUAGUCAUCUGAAAUAUGUUUACUCUAAUUUUUCUUCACUUUUUAAAAAAUAAGUACUCUAUUAUUCUAUUAUAUAUUGGUAGAAAAUGUUAAAGCUAUUUUGAAUAUAUGAGUUCUUAGCUUUAAACCUGAAGCUUAAAGUUGGCUUUUAGUAAUUAUAAAAAUGUUUUAAAGGUUGUUUAGGUUCGUUGCUUCAUCAUAUUUAUUAUUGAAUGCCAUAACCUUUUGAAAAGCCAGUUUUGCUGUGUCCAGUAUUUUUUCAAGCAAAUGCAAAGGCUGAACAAUAAUUCGGUCUUAAGCCCAAAUAGAAGUGAGACCAUUCAGUUGAGCUAGCUCUUUCGAGUCACGCUGCACAUCCCAAGCCCUGUUUCAAAAACUGCAACUGCUAUAUUCACUUUAUGAUAUUUUUCUAUCUUAAAUUUGUCAAAAUAAAAGUAUGAGUCGAUCUGCUAAAAGAUACGGUGUUAUAAAUUUGUUUUAGACACAUUUGUGUUCUGUCGUGGCUGGGUAGCUUGCCUUGGUCUUUAGUGUGUGAUGUCUGGUUUCUCUUAUGGAGGGGCCACCCCAUUGAGACUUUCUUAAGUUAGCAUGGCAGUUUACUUUAAAACAACAACAAUAAUGACCACAAAAGCAUCCUCGUUUUCCGGUCAAGAACACCUUUAUAAAGUAAAAUAAAAUACUGCCUCACGCUGCAGUAAGAAAGCCAACCACAGCUGGCAUCAGUUGAUAUGGAGCCUGAGAUGAAAUAGAAGAGGGCACCCAGAGGGACGUCGUACUUUCAGCUCCCUCCAGAGAGGUAAUUUGAGAGAAGGCACUUUUAUUAUUUGCCAGCAUGUUCCCGAGACUCUCAGAUGGUAGUAUCCUAUAUUUUUCUGUAUUUUUCAAAAAACAAAAUAAAAAGCAAAGUCAAAAAA